This is a messenger RNA of Chilo suppressalis (striped riceborer), 2844 nucleotides long. NCBI's taxonomy places the organism in Eukaryota, Metazoa, Arthropoda, Insecta, Lepidoptera, Crambidae. The record is from the annotation of a GenBank genome assembly.
AUGGUCAAAGCUGACGGUACAUUUACUGGGAGAGGUAAUCCAGCGUCAGUGUUAAUUAACGAAGAGAAUAAUGCACUUGCGGAAAAAGCUUUUGAAGUGGCGAAGGAAUACGUCAGGAGGAACCCAUCGCUGGGCUUGGCCGUGGACCCUGUCAUUGUUGUAGGAAACCGGACCGAUGCUAAAACGUUUCUUGAAAAUGUUUGCAGAAAGUAUAAUGACAUGAUAUCAGCAAAGAAAACCCCCCACGUUGUCCUAGAUUUUACUAUGACCGGAGUUGGUUCCGAAACGAUAAAGUCGUUCACUGCCGCGUUAGCAUUACCAACUAUUUCUGGAUCAUUUGGGCAAGCUGGCGACUUACGGCAGUGGCGAUCUCUCGAUGCAAAUCAAACUAGGUUCCUUUUGCAAAUUAUGCCGCCAGCUGAUAUACUUCCUGAGGCAAUAAGGGCUAUUGUUACCAAACAAGAUAUUACUAAUGCUGCUAUAAUGUUUGACGAAAUAUUCGUAAUGGACCACAAGUAUAAAUCUCUCUUGCAAAAUAUUCCGACACGUCAUGUCAUAACUCCUGUGAAAAGUUUCAACAAAGACGAAAUUAAAACCCAACUGCGAAGUUUGCGGGAAUUGGAUAUCGUGAAUUUCUUCGUAGUUGGCAGUCUGAGAACCAUAAAGAAUGUUCUUGACGCGGCGGAUGACAACCAGUAUUUUGGGAGGAAAACAGCUUGGUUCGCUUUGUCCUUAGACAAGGGUGAUAUCAGUUGUGGAUGCAAAGAUGCUACAAUAGUCUAUCUGCGGCCUACUCCCGAUGCAAAGAGUAGGGACCGCCUUGGGAAAAUUAAAACAACAUACAGCAUGAACGGGGAACCAGAGAUCACCUCCGCAUUUUACUUUGACUUGUCACUGCGCACGUUUUUAGCUGUAAAAUCACUACUGGAUUCUGGCAAAUGGCCAAACGACAUGAAAUACAUCACAUGUGACGAGUAUGACGGUAAGAAUACUCCUAACAGGACCUUGGACCUAAAGACGGCUUUUCAAGAGGUGAAAGAAAUCCCUGUGUAUGCUCCUUUUUAUAUACCAGACGACGAUCCAAUGAAUGGGAGAAGUUUCAUGGAGUUCAACACAGAUUUGACUGCAGUAACGGUAAAGGAUGGCGCUUCAAUAGGCAGUCGUUCUCUCGGUUCUUGGAAGGCGGGUCUCUCGAAUCCUCUGUCCUUGACUGACCCUGACAAUAUGAGUGAUUAUUCUGCGCAAUUAGUUUACAGAGUCGUGACAGUCGAGCAAGAUCCCUUCAUCAUAAGAGAUGACGAAGCUCCCAAAGGCUUCAAGGGGUACUGUAUAGAUUUAAUCGAAGAGAUUCGUCAAAUAGUCAAGUUCGAUUACGAAAUAGUUUUAUCUCCUGACAACAAUUUCGGUACAAUGGACGAGAACGGCAACUGGAACGGUAUUAUAAAGGAGCUGAUUGAGAAAAGGGCCGACAUAGGUCUGACAUCUAUGUCUGUGAUGGCUGAGAGGGAGAACGUGGUAGAUUUCACGGUUCCGUACUAUGACCUUGUGGGAAUAACUAUUAUGAUGAAGUUGCCGCGGACACCGACAUCUCUAUUCAAGUUUCUGACAGUUUUGGAGAAUGACGUUUGGCUUUCCAUACUAGCUGCAUAUUUUUUUACAAGUUUCUUAAUGUGGGUGUUCGACAAAUGGAGCCCGUACAGUUACCAGAACAACCGGGAGAAGUACAAGGAUGACGAGGAAAAGAGGGAGUUCACCCUCAAGGAGUGCCUAUGGUUCUGCAUGACGUCACUCACACCCCAGGGUGGCGGUGAAGCACCAAAGAACCUCUCUGGGAGACUCUUGGCAGCUACGUGGUGGCUGUUCGGUUCCAUGCCUCAGCUCAGCUCAGCUCAGCUGUGCCUUACGAAGCAAAGCGUAUUGUUCAGAUACGUGUUAUUUCAACGACAUAAGAGUGGUCACACUGAGGUCCGGUGGUUGAAGUGGGAAGAUGUGAUCAGCUUGAAAACCCCUAAUGUGUAUAACACAUCUUACACGGCGAACUUGGCUGCCUUCCUCACCGUCUCUCGGUUGGACACCCCCAUAGAGUCUCUGGACGACCUGUCGAAGCAAUACAAGAUACAAUACGCACCCCUCAACGGGUCUGCGGCUAUGACGUACUUCGAAAGGAUGGCACACAUUGAAGUUAGAUUUUACGACCUGAGCGACGUAGAGCGAGCAAAACUGGCAGUAUGGGACUACCCUGUCAGCGACAAGUACAGCAAGAUGUGGCAGGCUAUGAAAGAGGCGGGUCUGCCUAACUCCAUUGAAGAAGCCCUUGAAAGAGUGAGGGCUUCCAAGAGCUCCAGCGAAGGAUUCGCGUGGCUCGGUGACGCGACCGAUGUCAGAUAUCAUGUUCUGACUAGCUGUGACCUACAAAUGGUUGGUGACGAGUUCUCGAGGAAACCGUACGCCAUCGCUGUGCAACAAGGCUCUCCGCUCAAGGAUCAAUUCAAUAAUGCGAUCCUCCAACUUCUCAAUAAGAGAAAAUUAGAAAAAUUAAAAGAAAACUGGUGGACUAAUAAUCCCAAAGCGAAGAAAUGCGAGAAGCAAGACGACCAGUCGGACGGGAUAUCAAUUCAGAACAUUGGCGGAGUAUUCAUAGUAAUAUUCAUGGGUAUCGGCCUUGCGUGUGUCACCCUGGGCGUAGAGUACUGGUGGUACAAAAUACGAAAACGGUCAACCAUCGACGUCACACAGGUGGAACCAGCAAAGGAGACACGGAACAACACAGAUAAUAUAAAACAAGAUGGUUUCUCAUUCAGACCCAGGAAUUUGGGUCUAUCGAAUUUGAAAUCGAAAUUUUAA